AUGGCUUUUCUCCGACGCCUUUUUGGCUUCGGGGAGAAGAAGAAGCCACCGCGGUGGUUGGAGCACAUUAGGAGGGACGUGGACCCCCAGGAGGUCUGGCUGGUGCUGGGCGAGCUGGGUGAAGGUGCCUUUGGCAAGGUCUGGAAGGCACAGAACAAGGUGACGGGGACGUUGGCGGCUGCCAAGGUGAUUGUCACCCCCAGGGAGGAGGAGCUGGAGGAUCACCUGGUGGAGAUUGAGAUCCUGGCCAGCUGCCACCACCCCAACGUCACCGAGCUGCUGGACACGCUCUACUGGGAUGGGCAGCUCUGGAUCCUGGUGGAGUUUUGUCCCGGAGGGUCAGUGGAUGCGGUGAUUUUGGAGCUGGAGAAGGGGCUGACAGAGGAGCAGAUCCGGGUGGUCUGCAAGCAGCUGCUGCUGGCCCUGCAGUACCUGCACGGCUGCAGGAUCAUCCACAGGGACAUCAAGGCUGGCAAUGUUCUCCUCACCCUUGAUGGGGACGUCAAGUUGGCUGAUUUUGGUGUCUCGGCCAAGAACUCCAGCGCGGCCCAGCGGCGCGGGUCCUUCAUCGGGACCCCGUACUGGAUGGCCCCGGAGGUGGUGCAGUGUGAGACCUCCAAGGAGAACCCCUAUGACUACAAGGCUGACAUCUGGUCACUGGGCAUCACGUUGAUUGAGAUGGCUGAGAUGGAGCCCCCCCACCACGAGCUGAACCCCCUGAGGGUGCUGCUGAAGAUCACCAAGUCCCAGCCCCCCACCCUGCGUCACCCCAAGAGGUGGUCUGAAGACUUCAAGGACUUCCUAAGGAAAUCCUUGGAGAAGAGCCCUGAGGCACGGUGGUCGGCCAGCCAGCUCCUGCAGCACCCCUUUGUGGCUGGGGUCUCCGACAAGCGGCCGCUGCGGGAGCUGGUGGCCGAAGCCCGCGCUGAUGUGCUGGAGGAGGAGGAUGGGGAGGAAGGUCCUGUCCCCUUGGAGCAUGGAGGGUCCUCCUGCCCCCCAACCCUGGGGGGUCAUCAGCCCCCAGAUGCUGCAGGGAGUAUUGGCGAGGAGCUGGGAAUCCCACCCCAUGUCCAGGUGGUGGCAGAACCCAGGGCCAAGAAAGCAUCUGACUUCUUGAUGCAAAGGAGGAGAAGGUCCUCACCUGAGCCCCAGUGUCCUGGGAGGCUCCCUGGGAAGAGGCCACCCGAGCUCUGGCAGCUGCUGCGGCACAGGUCGUUCUUUGGAGGGAUGAAGGCCCCAGAUGUGGGGAAGGAGCAGCACAGGGGGCAGCAGAGUGGGCUGGAGGUCACAGCACCUGCUGCUCCUCAAGGGACACCGGUGCCAGCAGACGCAGGAGGAGAAGUUCAAGGGUGUAAUGAAGAAAAGACUUGCUCUCUGGGGAUCUCCUGCAAAGUGGCUGAGCAGGCAGGAGGCCUUGGUGACCUGCAAGAGCUGGAGGUAGAGCAGGUUGGACCCAAGGCAAAGCUCCAGGAGGGAAGCCAACCUGCUGACACAUCACUGGUGGCUGGAAUGUCCAUGGAGGGACAGCUGGCAACCCAACCAAGCCCUGUUCUGACCCCCAAAAGCCACCCAAAGAAGGCGUCAAGCAGAGACCCUACUGGUAUCUUGCUGGCCCUGCCUGCACCCAUGGACAAGGGCUGGUGCAGAGGAUCAGCUGGGGGGCAGCUACUGGCUGCCCUGGACCUGUGGGUCAUGGAAACCCAAACUCAGAGGUUCAAGUCUCUGGUGGAGCAUCAGGGCUGGGUUACUCAGUCGUUGGUAGAGCUGAAGGUUGAGGUUGGCUCCACUAGGGCUGAAGAUGGCCUUGGGAGGGAUGGUGAUGGAAUGGGGAGAGCACCCAUGGGACCUGAGGGUGCUGUGAAGACUGAGGAGACUGAGGUGGUGGAGGAGGAGGUGCCACAGGGUGGAGAAUUGCUGAUGCCCAGUGUUGGAGAGGUGGUGGUGCUGGGGUCAGAGGUUCUCAAGGGGGGGCAGGAGCCUCUGGCCAGUCGAGGAGAGGCUGGAGAGAGGAGCAACAGGGAGAGUAACUCAGUUGUGGGGGAGCCCAUCACUGACCCCCUGGACAUGCUUGAGCAGGAGGGAAGGAGGAAUGAGGGGGAAGCCACAGAUUAUGCUGAAACUCGGGUGGAAAUUUCUCCUGAGGAAGGCCUAGUGAAAUGGGAAGAGGAUGUUGUAAAAAGGUGCUUGACUGGAGACCAUCAACCAGCAGGAGAUGCAGCCAGCCCUGGGACAGUGAUGCUGGCAGGAGAGGAACCAGUGGCAUGUUCAGGAGAGGGACCUGCAGGUAAGGAGGCCCAAUAUUCAGCAGAGGAUUCAUCCCAUGUGCAGAUCCUAGGGCCUGGUGAAGAUGAAUCAGAAGAUGAAGUGGAAAACAGCCCUGGAGACAACCAGCCAGGAGCUGCUCCUGGUAAUGACUGGAAAGGCCAAGAUGGGAAUGAUGGAGAGCUUGGAGAAGACAGGCUGCAGGUUGCUGCAGCUCCUGAAGGGCCAUCAAGGGCUGGCCCUGGAGAGGAGCUGGGUGGCUUGGAGGGUCACAGAACAGUGUCAGAGCCCCAGGAAGACCUUGGUGGGCACCCAAAGGCCACAAGCAUUGUCCUUGUUCGCACGUCUUCCCAGGCACGGGCAGCGUGGGAAACAGGGAACCCACCAGAUCCAUCCAUCAGGUCAAAGCCAGGAGAGGAUCCAUCCCCUGUGGAAAGCCCUGCAGAUGUCCAAGGUCCCAGCACCCUGCCUGCAGCCACCCAGCCUUUCCCCUCUGCUGGGAAAGCCCAGCAGGAACCUGCCUCGCUCCAAAGGAUGGUCAAGAAAACCAGGAGGUUUGUGGUGGAUGGGGAGGAGGUGAGAGUGACCACCAGCACUGUCGGCGCGAGGGACGGGCUGGGGCGCUCAGCUAGGCGCCAGGAGCUCCGUGAGCUGCGGGUGCUGCAGAAGGAGGAGCAGCGAGCUCAGAGCCAGCUGGAGCAGAAGUUCCACCAGCAGCGGGAGCAGAUGUUCCGUCACAUCGAGCAGGAGAUGACGAGCAAGAAGGGGUUCUAUGACCGGGAGGUGGAGAGCUGGGAGCGGCGUCCCCGGCAGCUGAGGGAGCGUCAGGAGCUGGUGUUCACCACCAGGCUACAGAGCGAGGCCAAGCACCUCAAGUCCCUCCAGGAGAAGGUCUCCCAGAGGAGGAUGCAAGAGCUGAAGGGUGAUGAGAGAGAGGAGCAGCGGUUCCUGCAGCAGCAGCAGGAGGAACUCAACGCAGCCCUGCAGAGGGUUGUCCAGGAGCACAAGAAGAAGAUGGUGUCCAUUGACUGGGAGUGCACCAGCAAGAUCCACAGCCUCAGGAGAGCCCGUGAGUCGGUGGUGUGGAGCAUGGAGGAAGGGCACCUGCAGGAGAAGUACCAGCUCUUCAGGCAGCAGGUGAAGGAGCAGCAUGCCCUGCAGAAGCAGCAGCUCCGCAAGCGCCACGAGAAGGAGACAGAGAGGAUGAACCGCUUCCACCAGCUCUUGCUGGAGGACCUGAGGAGCCAGCAGGUGCAGGAGAGAACUCAGCUGCUGAGGAACCAGCGCUGCGACGCCAAGAGCCGCCUGGCUCUCUUCAAGGACAACCUGAAGGUCCAGGAGGCUCCUGGGGCCAAGCAGAGGGAGAAGUUCAAGCAGAGGGAGAAGAUGCAGCUGUUGGCAGAGCAGGAGAGGAGGCAGCUGGGGAGGCUGGAGCAGGAGCACAACAUGGAGCUCAGCGAGUGGAGGCAGCGGCUGGUGGAACGCAGGGAGAUGCUGGAGGAGAAGCUGAGCAGCUCACUGGUGGUACUGAGGUCAGGGGGGCUGCCCAGUGCUCAGAGCAGCAACAAGACCACCCGCUUCUUCCACACCCCCUCCUGA
This is a messenger RNA of Chaetura pelagica (chimney swift), 3861 nucleotides long. Its product is annotated as serine/threonine-protein kinase 10-A-like. Gene Ontology annotation, molecular function: ATP binding; protein serine/threonine kinase activity. The transcript is spliced from 17 exons. NCBI's taxonomy places the organism in Eukaryota, Metazoa, Chordata, Aves, Apodiformes, Apodidae. The coding region runs from base 1 to 3861 and encodes 1286 amino acids. Gene Ontology annotation, biological process: protein phosphorylation. The record is from RefSeq and is a predicted model, not a curated record.